Molecule: messenger RNA, 3723 nt
Organism: Funneliformis caledonium
Lineage: Eukaryota; Fungi; Glomeromycota; Glomeromycetes; Glomerales; Glomeraceae
Source: the annotation of a GenBank genome assembly
AUGAAAGAACGACGGGUAGUUACUUCCUUUUUAACUUAUACCGAAGGAAGUGAGACUUUUAGUCAAGGAAAUAAAUUGUUGUUGUUAAAGCGUAGUGAUAAAGUCAGGACUUAUCAAAAUCAUUGGGCAGGUGUGAGUGGAGGGAUUGAGACCAAUGAUUCAUCACCCUUAGAGAGAGCAUUAAAAGAAAUUCGAGAAGAAACUUCACUUUCCUCUAAUGACAUCACACUCAUUCGCAGUGGUAAACCAUUAAAGAUCACGACAGAAAUCACAUGGAAAGUUUACCCAUUUUUAUUUCACAUAAAUUCCCCAACAUUAAUAAAUCAAAUUCGAAUUGAUUGGGAACAUCAAACAUUUAAGUGGAUUAAUCCAUCUGAAAUAAUCAAUUAUGAAUGCGUGCCAAGUUUACUGGAAACAUUACAUAGAGUAUAUUUACCCUUAUGCGUUCACGAAGGUUUAAAUGAUUUAUUUAAGAAUAGAUCUUCUGGGGCUCAAGAAUUAUCAAUGAAAGCUCUUGAUAUACUGAAAGAGGCGGUAAAAAGUAAGGAGUGUAGAACAAUUUCUAAAGAUACAUUGGAGUUGUGGAGAAAUUUGUUAAAUAUAGGUUGGCAUUUAACUCAAAUUAGACCAAAUAUGAAAGCUUCAAUUUCUUAUGGUAUCAUUAAUGUUUUGAAGAGAUCAAAGCAAUUUCUUCAGGAAGGAAAGAAAUUGUCACUUGAGGAAUUCGAAACUUUUGUAAUAGAUUUAAUUGAUCAAACAAAAUCAACCUUUCAAGAAAAUGAAAAAAAAAUUAAUGAAAAUUUCUUGAAUGUGUUAUUUCCCUCCCUUGGAGUCAAGAAAUUACAAGGAGGGCAAGAAACGAAUCCUCCGUUAAAAAUUCAUAUCAUUACAUUGAGUUAUUCUUCUACAAUUUGUUCCGCACUUUCCUCACUUAUUCAAAAUUUUAUUAAUUAUUCUUCUUCUCAGUUGAGAGAAGAUUACGAUUCCUCAUCUCUUACCAUAACGAUCAUGGAAUCACGUCCGUUAAAUGAAGGUGCGACUCUUGCAAAAAAGUUAUCAUCUUUUCUACCAUCAUCAACAAACACUCCCUCCCAUUCAAUUUGCAUACAAGUUAUAACGGAUGUGUCAUGUAAUUAUUUCAUGUCAUCCGUUACUCACGUUUUACUUGGUGCUGAUCGAAUCUUGGGUAAUAAUGGUAAUAUAAUAAAUAAGAUUGGUUCAAUGUCUCUAGCUUUAUCAGCAAAUUAUUUCAAUAAACCUGUUUAUAUUUUAUCGAAAUCUGAUAAAAUUGCUUCAUUUUCCUCUUCGGGAGAUGAGCCUUCAGGAGAAAUGGAACAAGAAAGCAAAAAAGAGGAAGGAGAAGAGAUGGAAGAAAAUGAUUCAACUGAAUUAACAAAUUCUUAUGGCCAAGAUUGGAUUGAUAAUAUCAGAGAAAAAAAUGUUUUGAUUAGAAAUAUUUAUUUUGAAAUGGUAGAAUCAAAAUUUAUUAAUGGUUAUCUUAUGGAAAUUGAUGAUGAUGUUAUCAACGUUAAUAUGAUAAAAGAAUUAUGGAAUCUGAGAAAAGAUUCCGAGAAAAUUUUUGAUGAGAUUUAUAGAGGGUAUAGAGAGUUAUUAGGUGAAAAGGGGCAACCUCAAUCGGCUGAAGAUACCGUCAUAAAGUUAGUUGAUCGUGCUAGCAAUUCUACUUUAUUGGAAGAUAGGCGUGCUGCUAUUUUAGGAUUAAAAGGUCUCUCGAGAGAAUAUCGCCAGGAAGUUGGAGAGAAAAGUCUUGGAUCUCUUUUACAUAUUUUAAACGAAGAUAAAGCAGAUAUUGACACAGCAAAGGCUAUUUUAGAAAUAUUAAACAUUCUAUGUACACCCGACAUACACGAGAUACACGAGGAUUCUUCAAAUAUACAUUUAUUCUUGGAUAUUUUACAAGAGUAUGAUUUUUAUGUUCGUUUUCAUGAUAUACAAUUGUUGCGUGCAUUGCUUAUUGUAAGACCAGAUCAUGUACAGGACUGUAUUUUGACUGCUCCUAUGGGAAUUUCACAGGGAUUAUUAUUGCUCAUAUCACUCACGGAAAACAAUGCUGAUAUUCAAAAGAUUGUCGCAUUUGAGAAUGCCUUUGAAAGGCUUUUGGAAAUAAUUGCAGAAGAGGACGGAUUGAAUGGCGGAAUUAUUGUUCAGGAUUGUUUGCAAUUGAUACAUAAUUUAUUACGAUAUAAUGUUUCAAAUCAGAAUUUUUUCCGAGAGACAAGUUGUAUACAGAGAAUUCCGGCAUUAUUAAGUUAUUCAGCAGAGUUCCAACAUCAGGGAUUUGAACUUGAAUUUUUAGUUCAAGAUUGGCAUGAUCAAAAAAUUGUUAAUACCAUUGUAUUAUUAGAAUUAAUUAAGAUUUUAGUUGUUCCAAAUAAUAUGAAUACAGUAACUAAUCAGAAUGUGAUGGUUCAAUGUGGAGUUUUAAAACCGAUUAUUGAAUUGGCUUUGUCUUCAAACGCCCCAUCACCAGUAAAGUCAAAUUCACUUUAUGCUUUGGCAGAUCUAAUAAGGGGAAAUCAAAACAGUCAAGAAUUUUUGUCAAGAAUAGUUGUAACAGUUCCUCAUCCAUCUUAUCGUAUUUCAGAUUCACUUGAUCCAUCUCAGGCGAACAGAAAUAGUGCCCAAUCAUCACAGGAUCAAAUUCCUACAUUACCUCCACGUCCUGCUGUAAUGGCACUUAUUGCUGUUGCGGUUGGAGCGGAACAUCUAGAAAGUUAUUCGACUCGUGCAGCUGCUACUUAUGCAUUCGAGUCUUAUACAUUUAAUAAUAUUAACGCACAACUUGUAUUAGCAUCGACACUGACACCACCACCUGAUGAUAAUCCCAAUUCAGAAAUAUUUGCAGCAAAACCUCAAUCAGCUGGUUCCCUAUUGCUUUCGGCAUUAUUAGAAUGGGAAGAUUCCGAAGCAGAUCCAUAUGUUGUAUGGUUUGCCUCAGUAAUAUUCUCACAUAUUCUCAUGAACAAUGAAAAGUCAAAAGAAAUAGCUCGAGCGAUAUUUAUUGGAGACGGUAAUGAAAAUGCGGAGGAAAAUGUUUCUUUAUUGCAUUCAAUUGCUGGAAAUUUGAUGAUGGCGACAAGACAAAACGCGGAUGUUAGAGUACUGAUAGGAUACCUAAGUGUUCUCUGCGUUUGGUUAUGGGAUAGUCCAAUAAGUAUCAGAGAAUUCUUAUCAGAGGGUGCCCAUUUACAAAUGCUAAUUACACCAAUAACUCAAUCUUCUGGAAUAGAUACAAUAGUUCAAGGAUUGUGUGCAUUUUUAUUAGGAAUAUGUUAUGAAUUUAAUCAUAAUUUAGAUCCACAAAUCACAAGGUCAACGCUUCAACCAAUUUUACUUAAUCGAAUUGGGUUUGACCAAUUUGUCAAUCGAAUUACAAGAUUAAGAGAAUCUACUCAUUUUAAACACGCUACACAGUAUUUACAGAUUUUGCCGGAAGCGGCGGCUAAAGGCUUACCAGACUUAUAUUUUGAUUAUGCCUUUGUAGAAUUUUUUAAAAAUAAUUAUGAAAUCAUUCAAAGGUCUAUUAGAGCGGAUCCGAAUGCAAAAUCAUCAUUAGGAUAUAAAGGUUCAGAUUAUCAAGGUGAAAAUGAUUCAACUUCAAUGAUAAUAUCAUAUAAAGAUGUUAUUCAAACUCAAGAAAAGGAAAUAAAUCAAUUAAAAGAAUCAAUCAAACAAAUUGAAAAUCAAUUGGAAUCACAGUGA